AUGGCAACAAAUGGUAAUAACGAGACCCCACAGAAGCCAACCGGAUGUGUUGCUUCGAGCUGUACGAAUUGCGACCGUCCGGAUAGUGCGGAUAAUUUUGUGCAGUGUGACAAAUGCGACGCGUGGUGGCAUAUGUCGUGCGCUGGUGUAUCGGAGUUGGUUGAAGGUCGUCCGUGGUCGUGUCGUAAAUGCACCCCAGAUAAUGUAAGCAUCCGUACGGUACGGCUUGAAGCGAAACGAGCCUUGGAAAAACAAAUGUUGGAAGCGGAAAAACGACAUCUGUCACAAAUGUUCCAACUUAGAAAGGCCCAACUGGAAUGUGAGGAAGAACACACGGACCGCAGCCGGAUAAGCAAGCGGCAGAGUAUCGACCAGGUGCGUCAGUGGAUGGAAGAAUGCGCUGAACAAGCAGAAGGUGCCGUUAGAUUCUCGACCAAUCUAGAAACAGCCUCGCUGUCAAUGCCAAACAUCCCAGUUCGAGGGGAACACGAAAGACAGUUGCUAGCCCGGUAG
Molecule: messenger RNA, 513 nt
Organism: Topomyia yanbarensis
Lineage: Eukaryota; Metazoa; Arthropoda; Insecta; Diptera; Culicidae
Exons: 1
Coding region: 1-513 (170 amino acids)
Source: RefSeq, a predicted model, not a curated record